UUCACACUCUCCGUCCUUCCUUCCCACUCCUCACCGGUGCUAAUGGGACCGCUUACAUUAGUUGUCGAUGGCAAGAGCUCUUCUGGAUUCUCUUCGGAUGCGUCUACUAGGAAAAUGCAAGGCCUUCAGUUGGAACCAAAAAAGUUCUUUGCCUCAGUCAAUGUGCGAGACGAGACGCCAUUCGAUUUUUUGCGUACAUUAUUCGAGGGUGUCAUAGCAGGUGGUACAGCGGGUGUUGUGGUUGAAACAGCUUUAUACCCUAUUGAUACGAUAAAGACAAGAUUGCAGGCUGCACGGGGUGGAGGUAAAAUUCUUCUCAAAGGGUUAUAUUCUGGACUUGCUGGAAAUCUUGUUGGGGUCUUACCUGCAUCUGCUGUUUUUGUUGGUGUUUAUGAACCUGCCAAGCAAAAACUCUUACGGGCCCUUCCCGAGAAUCUUAGCGCAGUGGCUCAUCUGACUGCAGGUGCCCUUGGAGGCCUUGCAGCUUCUUGCAUUCGUGUCCCGACAGAGGUUGUUAAGCAACGGAUGCAGACUGGGCAAUUUACGUCUGCCCCUGAUGCUGUUCGCCUUAUAGUUUCCAAAGAAGGCUUCAAAGGUCUUUAUGCGGGAUAUGGAUCAUUUUUGCUGAGAGACUUGCCGUUCGAUGCUCUCCAGUUUUGCAUUUAUGAGCAGCUUCGGUUAGGUUAUAAAAUGGCGGCAAAGAGAGAUUUGAAUGCUCCUGAAACUGCUAUAGUCGGUGCUUUUGCUGGUGCUCUGACUGGAGCCGUAACUACUCCUCUGGAUGUGAUUAAGACUAGGCUGAUGGUUCAGGGAUCCGCAAACCAAUAUAAAGGAAUCUUCGACUGUGUCCAGACUAUAGUCAGAGAAGAAGGCUCCAAUGCUUUACUCAAGGGAAUAGGGCCGAGAGUGCUGUGGAUAGGCAUAGGUGGUUCAAUAUUCUUCGGUGUUCUUGAAAGCACUAAGCGAUUCCUUUCGGAGAGACGUCCAAACAAUCAGGAGAUUUCAAAGUCAGAGUAGAGUCAUUUUUUGGGUCCAAAUGCUAACCUAUAGAGGAUCAUAUAGCUGAGAUGUUAUUCUUAGAAGUUGAUUCUUUUAGGUCUUCGAAAAAAAGGAAAAAUAAAAGAAAAUAAAAUUGUAACGUUCGUUUACCGCCUUAAUCUUAAAACAGAUACACACCAUAUGUGGGAGAGUUGUUUUAUGCAUCUGGACUUACCUAAUUCUAUAUUGUAUUUCGGUUUAUUCGAUGUUACACUUCA
Erythranthe guttata (spotted monkey flower) is the source of this 1256-nucleotide messenger RNA. RefSeq names its product S-adenosylmethionine carrier 1 (gene SAMC1). Gene Ontology annotation, biological process: transmembrane transport. The record is from RefSeq and is a predicted model, not a curated record. Lineage: Eukaryota; Viridiplantae; Streptophyta; Magnoliopsida; Lamiales; Phrymaceae.